ACGUACGCGUCUGCUACCAACGAUCCGCGUGCCGUUGAUCACGUGCAUCCACGCAAGACGCCGAUUCUCGCCGACUCUCACCGAGGCGACCGUGCUACCGUGCAAGCAAAUAGGAAGAGAGACAGAGACAGAGAGAGAGAGAGAGAGAGAGAGAGAGUCCUUGGUUAGUUUUCACACAGGAUUCAGGAUGUUGGAGAAGUUUCCACAUCCGAGGAAUACCGACUCGCAAUCCUCUGGGAGACCUUGAGAAACUUCUUCGAGGAUAACGGUGCAGGUUCGUUCAGGGGAAUGUUUUUAUAUUCGAGGUAACUCUAAGAUUCUGUGAAUCGAUACAUAACGAUGGAGAUCGAUGGAGCUGAAGAUUUACGUAAGUUUCAUCGAACCUCGUACGGAACUCCGUCUCCAUGCUGAUAACUCGAUUGCGGUGGUGUUAAUGGAAGGCUGAUCGGGAAUGAGGAAACCAUCCAACGUUUCACCCUGGAUCGAUGACCGUGACAAAAUGGUGGAUCGGCAAAAAGCACUUCUAAUGGUGUUAAUAGCUCUCUUAAUUUAUCCAAAUGACAUUUUUGGCGGUGCUUUUCCACCCGAAUUCGCUGAUACUAUACAAAAUGUAACAGUAUCGCUGGGAAGGGACGCAACUUUUACAUGUCUGGUCAAUCAUUUGGGGGGCUACAGGGUUGGGUGGCUGAAAGUGGAUACUAAGGCGAUCCAGGCGAUCCACGAUCACGUAAUAACUCACAAUAACAGGGUCUCGGUAUCUCAUAGCGAUCAUACCACGUGGAAUCUCCACAUAAAGAACGUACAAAAGGAAGACGAGGGGCUCUACAUGUGUCAGAUUAACACAGAUCCGAUGAAAAGUCAGACAGGCAUGUUGUCGGUCGUCGUGCCACCGGACUUUAUUCCGGAAGAGACAUCGAGCGAUGUCAUGAUACGCGAAGGAGGACAGGUGAAGUUAACGUGCCGUGCAAGAGGCGUGCCUACACCCAGCAUAUCGUGGCGUAGAGAAGACGGGAAGAACAUUAUAAUUCGGAAGCCAUUUGCAGGAAGCGCCUUGAACCAAAAGUCUCAUGUGACUUCAGUAAACGAGUACCACGGCGAAGAGCUAAAACUGACAAAGAUCUCGAGAAACGAAAUGGGAGUUUAUCUCUGUAUCGCCAUCAACGGUGUGCCACCGGCGGUCAGCAAACGUAUUUCUAUCAACGUUCAUUUUUCACCGGUAAUUCAUGUACCUAAUCAACUGGUAGGUGCACCUCUGGGUACGGAUGUUGUCCUGGAAUGUUUUGUCGAGGCUUCGCCCAAGUCGAUUAAUUAUUGGGUCAAGGAUAACGCGAUGAUAAUAUCGAGUCAACAACAUGACGUGCAGAUGAUCGAAAAAUCAAAGUUCGAGGUCCGGAUGGUGUUAACAAUUCGCAAUUUACAAAAAGACAACGUGGGUACUUACAAGUGUGUAGCCAAAAAUUCUCUUGGUGACGUCGAGAGCAGUAUUCGAUUGUAUGAAAUUUCAGGGCCCACAAAAACUCAAACAGUUGCUCGGCCAUCUUUUUACGACGAAGAGGAUGAGACUGUCUAUGGUUCGGCAGAAAUCGAGAAAAUGGAGAACAAACCUCUAUCCGUAGACAAUACGAUCAGUGGACACGUAGGAUAUCCAUCGGUUGCAACUGCAGUGCCGACCGUAAGGAUCGCUAAGAAGAGGCCAACAAUCAGCGCCAAUUCUAACGCGAAUCAUCGUCGACGAGCCUCUGAUCUCCUCAUCAUUUUAAUGCUGAUCAUUGCUUGUGAGAGAUGUCAGUGAACAAACAGGCAGAUAAAGGUUUGGAAAAUCUGCUGUUAUUAGAUGUAGGUAUAUUAAUAUCGUAAUAAUGUAAGAAAGGAUUGAUGUACGAUGCGCUUUAUUUUACAUUAAUUUUGUGCAGACCAGGCACGUAUUCACUUUCCUCAGUGACUUAUUCUUACAUUGUAAUUUUAAUGAUAAGAGAGCAAACAUGAAUUGAUUUUGGCGAAUCGGUGAAACGAUGGAAGGAUUUGGAUUGAAAUGAGAUUGUACGCAUUGCAACGUAUAGGAACAGGAUUUUGAAAUUGGGAGAUUGUAAAUGAAAAACCUUUCAAGAAAUUAAACGAAUUUAUAUUAAGAUUGUGUCUUUGAAAGAAGUGUCCUAUAAAGAAAAGGAGAUAUCAGUAGUAGCGUAAGUUUUAUUCAUCGAACAAUUAAUAAUUUUGAAUUUAAUGCUCAAAUUAUAAAAAAAAUGUAAGUGAACUUGUAGAAUCGUUUCGUCCUCUCCGAUUUUAAUGAUUUCUUAAUAUGUUGUAAAGUUCAAUAGUUUGGAAAUUUUUCCCUAUACAUAUAACCAUCGGUCUUAGUUUCCAAGAUAUUUAUAUUUAUAUUUAUAGUUUCCUAGCAAAAAUCUGUAGAUACUACUACGAUGUAUUUCUGCCUAUAGUUAUGCGCGCGUGGCAGCAUAUGCGUCAGCAUUGGUUGCCGGUCGCGUAUCUCCUGUUUAUAUACGAGAGUCGGGCGAGCUUAAAGGCCUUGUGCACAACUGCAUAUGUUAGGCUGCAAGAAAUGUCUAUAAUAAUUCACUUAAAAAUGAAUAUUAUCAAUUUAUUGGGUUUAGGUUUUGAUCUGGUUUAGUUUUUUUAAUUUGGUCAUUGGGAGAUGGCCGACAACGCUUGCGUGAAAUGAUAACAAAUUAAUUAUAAUAGUAAUAGGCGAAUGAAUAAUUGAUACUAUUUUAUGAAAUCAAACAAUCGUUAUUAGUUCAUGCGAACCUAGACGUAAUACAUUGACGAUAUUCACUUUUAAUUGAGUUAUAAGUUAUAACAAAACAUUUCUUGCAGCGUCGCAUAUGCAUGUUGUACACGGGGCCUUUAACCUUGCUAAUCCUCGUUCAUAAACAGAAGAUAAGCGGCCGGUGGCAGGCAACUUAUGCAUCGUUGCGAUUGACACACUAUUAUAGGUAGAAAUACAUUGUAGUGGUACCUGCAGUUGUUUGCGAAUGUCUCGUAAACUAUGUCAGAUCGACGGUUAUAUGUAUAGGAAAAAAAUGUUUAAAAUGUUGAUUUCUCUAAGAUAUUAAGAAAUCAUCAAAAUCUCGUAUGACGGAACACCUAUAAAUUCAUCAAAAUGUGCAUAUACAUAUAUAAUGUGCUUUAUAUCCCAUGACAUUUCUGUCAUGAGGUUCAUACUGUAUAGUAUCUCCUUUUACAGCAGACGUGUUUUGUGGGGGAUAGUAGAUAAUUCUAGUAGCCACUUAUUUGUUUGAAAACAUCUUUUGUAAUUAGUUUUAAGAGCAAUUUAAUAGUUUUAUGGUGGUGUUAGAAAAUCCUAAAGACUUUGGGAUAUGAAACCACCAUUAGAUGUUUUAUUCUAAUUGAUAACUGAUAAAUUAUUUCUUAAAUAUGUUCAUAAUUGGACUAUGUUUCUGUAUUUCUGUAAUCAAUAGUCACUUCUAUGUAAGUAAAUUUUAAUACAAAAUGAUAUGUUUCGUAUCCUAAAAUUGAAAGGGUUAGUUUCCUUUAGUUUAUUUUUUUUUGCAAUUAAAUAUUCUAUUCAUACAAAUUCAAACAAACAAGUCUAAGUAUCCCAGAGUGCUGCAAAAUGAAGACUGUUAUUCAAAAAAUGACGCUUUGAUAUGUGCAGAUGUGUGACAUCCGUGAUUUACAUUUUGAAGAAAAAUCUAAAAAAUUUUCUUGCUUUUGGUACUUGAAAAUUUCUGAGAAUAUGUUUCCUAUAAAGGAAAAUUGAGAAAAGAUGUUUCCCAUUAUAAAAUGGUAUAUCGCUUAAUUUUUACGUGACUAGUAGCCUACAAACGGACCACGGAACUUGUAUUUUUACGUGAGUGGUAUAAUGUGUUCUAUGCUAUAAACAUGGGCUCGCGUUCUGCUUUUUAAGAUCGUCGACGUUCGAACGUUUCUUCUGAAUGAAAUUAAAGUAGCUACACCCUAAAUUGUAGACAGUCCGAGAUAAAUGCAAAUGUGGACAAUCUAACUCGAGCAUAUAAGAAUGUUUCACAUAUGUAUGUAUGUAUUACAUAGGUAAGUAACAGAGAAAACGAGACAUGUGAUUUGCGAGCGUAUAAUGAAACAAGAUGUUAAAGCUUUACUUUGAGUGAAAGCAAAAUGGAUAAAAUAUUUAUAUUAACAAGAUCAUUCAUACAGAUAUAUACGAAUAUGUUGUUUGCAUCGAUCUGAUUAUUCGUAUCGAUAUAUAUCCUGUUUCGUUUACUCGUUGAGAAAAAAGUAAGACUUUAAGUCUUUUAUAAGGUCUGCCAUAGGGAAUGCUACACAUAAAUACACGAUACGAUUGCAUCGCGAAUGUUCAAUAAAACUAUUGGAUAUGUAAAAGUUAUAUCCUCGUUUCAUACCUACACGAAAAAUUUCAUAGAAAUUUAUUUUUCUGGAAUGUUUUUAGUUUGUAGAAUUUGAUAUCUUUAAUAGGUAAAAAUUUCUUUCCUACAAAUCUCUGUCCCCUUAUCAAAUUAAUACACAAAAGUCGUGUAAAAGUUUAGUUUUCUAACUAAUUAGUUUUCUAGAAGUUCAUCUGAUUUAAAUUCGAUACACUUUGUGAAAAUCUUGAUACUGUAACAACUUUAAUCGUGAGUAAUUUAAAGAUUCAUCGUGAUCACCAUUAUCAAUCCUUGUCAUACUACGCUCUGAUUAAAUUUAUACGAUAAUAAUGACUAAUCUAAAAACUCUGAAAAGGCACGAUCCUGUUAAUUUUGAAGAUGAUAAUAAGCUAGCAAAGUAGAAAAGGUUUGAAACGACGAUGUAAGAAUAAGAAACUUAAGAGGAAACAAAGCAAGGAAGGGUAGAUGAAGAUAAAACCUACAAUCCUGGCAACAUAUAGACACGCAUACACAUAUGAUACACAUACGUUAUAUUCGCAAAACAAACUGCCAGGUUUGUACUUCUUAUGUCAGUUUCAACGGCAAUAAAUUCGCGUGAUGUGCAUGUACAUAUGCUUGCACACGUAUCUAUGUAUCAUACACACGCAAGCUCGCACGUGUACAUGUGUGUGCAUAUUGACACGUCAGGGUAACUAAGUUAUCUGUAUAUGUAAGUAGACCUCGUAAGCGGCAAGUAUUAAUAGGGUGUAUCGCAUUUUUAAUCGCUGUCGGCGGUAGCUUCUUAAGCGUUCAGUAUCAAACAUCUUGACCAAGGCGGAUGCUUUAACGGACGGAUUCCUUCGGUCGGACCAAGUGAUUUUAGGCAUCGCGUAUAUACGUCUAUCUAUAUGUACACACACUCGCUUACGAACGACAGAUCGAACCUUGAUUAGAUACGUGCGAUCUGUUUAUUUACCUAUGUCAAUUUAACGUUAUUAUAUCUUUAUUUAGAAAUAAACGUAUACAUCUUUUCGGAAUAUGAUACACUGGAUAAUGAUAUUAUUUUAGGUAGUGCAGCAUUUAUGUGAAUAGUUACGAUUAGGUAGUGUUGUUGUACAUUUGUCUUCCCACGUAAUCGCCUUUGGCAAAAACCAAACAUUUACUUUUUCGUAACUAAUUGAUUUCUCCAUCAAUACUUACAAUAAUCUUUUAUUUCCUCUUUUUUUCCUAUUUUUCGAAUUAAAGUCGAGCUCUUUCAUCUGUCAUAAAUUUUGUAAAUGUAUUAAUCGCGAGUCAAUAGAACCGGUUCGAAAUCAGUUCGCUGUUUAAUCGUAUCGCAAACUUUCAUAUCGAAAAGAUGAAUGAAAAGGUAUGAGUAUGUGCAAGUUAAAACGAAAACUUUCAUUUGCGUUGCCUCGAUUCGCUUUGAAACGAAGGUUUUCUGAACUUUGUUAUCUAAAAUAUAACGUAGAUCCAUUUACAAAAUAAUACCUUUGAACAAUAAUUUCUCUCCUUCUAACAAUGCAUAUAUGCUUUCGCAUAUUUCUAAUAAAAAAGUUCGCAGACGACAACUUAUUGGUAAUCCUUUUCUAUAUUCAUACAGAUCGCACGAUCCCUCAUCGAGGAUCCCGUUUGUUUGUUCAUUCCUUCUAAACUCUAGAUGAAGAGACAUAGCGAGUGUGUUGUUUUCUGUAAAUGUGCGAAUCCUGCUUUUUCUGAAGUAUUUUGGUUGAAUAGAAACAGGCGGCAACGGUAAAUGAGCGUGAAAAAGAAAGAUAUUCGUGAUAUUUUUGUACAUAUUUUCGACCGUUGAUAGCGUUUUCUUUUGCGUUUCCUCCCGUUAAUUGUAUAAUUAUAUAUGGACGCGGAAUGUUCGGUUUAAUCCCUUCGUAACAGCAGGAAGAAGAAUGAGAGUAGGAAGGAAGAGAACUUGUACAGCUAGCUGAAAAUCGUGUAAUCGGGGAUUAGAGCGUGACAAGUUUAACGUCUGAUUAUGACUUCGCGUCAUCGGACGCUUCUGACACGACUGUUACUAAAUAGAUGAAUGUCCUCCAGAUUUUUCGGUACUCGAACCUCGAGAACGACUAAAUUAGCGACUGCUGCUAUCAUUUCUUCGUCGAGAGGCUGCGUAGGUACUUCUCUACUGUGCCAUUUCUAUCGCUAGAGUGAUUUAUUUUUUUAGAAGGUUUAAGCGUUUUUUUCUUUUGAAGGUAACGUCUUGAAGAUUUAAAGAAGUUCCCAAGCUCUCAAAUCAAAUGGUUCAUGGCUAACAUCGAAACGUUACCAGGGAUUAGAAGUAGGCUAAGAACACUUUUGCACAACUAUUUGAACAUGAUUGAAAAGAUGCAAUGAUACACGCUUUGCUUCCUAAUAUUAUAAUAUGCAUAUGUACUUGCAUGAUAUCGCGCUAAAAAUAUUUUCCUUUUUUACCAUUUAACAGCUAGGAUGAUAACUAUGGGAUGAGACUGAGAAACUCAGAAAUUAUUGGUACGUUAAUUGACUCUUUUUUGGUGUUACAAGUAUUAUGUCAUACAUUGUUUGAUUUCUUUGUGUUAUUUUAUAAAAAGUGAUAAUUUGUCGUUUGUUUAUUUGUUGUUGUUGUUGUAGUUAUAAAUGUCAUUUCUAAGAAGAAUGUUAUAUUAAAUUAUAAAUAAAUAUAUUACUAAACUGUUAUUUCUUGAAGUUGAAGAUAGAUAAAAUGAAUUGUCGUAUAAUGGAGAAAAAUGG
Bombus pyrosoma is the source of this 7049-nucleotide messenger RNA. RefSeq names its product lachesin-like. The transcript is spliced from 11 exons. The record is from RefSeq and is a predicted model, not a curated record. Gene Ontology annotation, cellular component: neuron projection. NCBI's taxonomy places the organism in Eukaryota, Metazoa, Arthropoda, Insecta, Hymenoptera, Apidae. Bases 452 to 1792 code for a protein of 446 amino acids.